Molecule: messenger RNA, 2582 nt
Organism: Schizosaccharomyces octosporus yFS286
Lineage: Eukaryota; Fungi; Ascomycota; Schizosaccharomycetes; Schizosaccharomycetales; Schizosaccharomycetaceae
Product: monopolin-like complex subunit Mde4
Exons: 1
Coding region: 526-1761 (411 amino acids)
Source: RefSeq, a predicted model, not a curated record
AGAAUAUUGAAUUGAAGGAUUCGCUUUGCGCAUUUGGUUUUCGUCUUCAGGAUUUUCAGCAAUCAUUAGAUACACAGUAAAUUCAGAACCUUGAAAGCUAGUAGAAUGAACUAGGAACAACAAGUUUAAGUUUGAUUUCUGUAGAACAAAAGAUUUUUUCUACAAGUGAAAUUUUAUACAUCAUAAAUAAAUAGAUUUUACACCUUCAGCCUUGCAUCAGGUAGCUAAACUUGACACGUUGGCUUCUAGCAAAUUGAUUUCUUAUUUGAGCGUAAAAUUAAUUUCAACAUCAAGAGUUAUGUACUCGAGAUUUUUUUUUUUCUUCUACAGCUAAUAUAAAGGAGCGCUGGGACCUUUAUAUCAAUACAGACGUUGUUCCAUACUUGCGCUUCAACACAACAGCUUCUAAAUCGUUUGUUAUAUUACUCAUAUAGGCAAAAACAUAUUCUUUCUUUUAUCUAAUUUUUUAUUAUUUCUUUCCAAAAUUAACAUAUUCCGCUCAUUUUACUACCGUUUGCUUAAUAUAUGGACGUCGACGAACUCUUCAGGAAACAUACAGGCUCCUUCCAUCAUGUGAAAAAUCAGCUAUUACAAGGUCAACUAGAGCUGAACUAUUAUUUAGCAAAAGCUUCUAAUAUUGUACACGGUUUACAAACAGAUAUAUUAGGGAGGACACGGUUAGAAGCUGCGAACCAUGUAAACAAAACAUCGUUGCACGAAAAUUAUGAGCAUAAAAGCGAUGAGAAUACAAAACAAGUCAAGCAGCUUAAAGAAAUAAACAAAUCUUUACUUUCUGAUAUUUCGCAACUGAAAAACAGAAUAUCCUCUCUGGAAUCAGACAUAGCACAAAAUCUAGAAGACAUGACUACAUUGCGUAAACAACAUCAGGAACAUUUGAAGCAGGGAGUUUCUCCCGAAAAAAGUUCUCACUUUGAACACGCCGAGUGCAAAACUCCCAACCUGUCCGCUGACAAUGCUACCGUAUCAUCGUCAAAUACAGAACAAAUUACUCGUUUUCAUCAUACAAUUACAGACCUGAAAAAGACGCUCAAAGAAAAAGAUUCCGAUUUAAACAAACUUCAUAGUGCCGUUGCAGCUAAAGAAUCUGAGUUAAAUAGAUGGAAGAUCAAAAUGGAAACGGAAGAAUCAAAUUGGAAAGUUAGGCUGCAAGUAUUGGAAUCGAAAGUUGCAACUCAGAGUAAGAAACUCAGAAAAAACGAAGGAAAAGGAAGGAAAAGUACCGUUAAUACUCUUAGUCUUACUUCACCUGCCGAAUCUUCGUUAAGUCCGAUUUCGAAAAAUACUCAAAAAAAAUCACCCUUUCGUGUUACACCUUACCUUCAGAGAACAUCAGCCAUAAUAGGUAUACCAUCUAGCCCUACUCAUGCAUCACCUACUGUCAGAUCCGGUAGGACAACGACUACCCAGACUCCUACAAAAGAAACCUCCUUGACUGAAAGUACGAAUAAACUCACAGAACAUCAUAACGCGGAUAGUGGAAAUGCGAUAGAAAAUUCAGCAUGCUCGCAGCGACUGACUUCUCUUACUCCUUCCAAAAUACCUUUACCCGUUAGAAAAAAGAGAAAGUUUGAGACGGAUAUUGCGAAAUUUGAAGAACCUGAAGAAUCCGAUACAAGUAUGACUAUGGAGGUUCCACUUCAAACAAAGGUUACUUUACCCCGAACAAUAAGCCCGCCAAAGGCAAGAUCAGAAACACUUGUUGCUCUAAAGGAUAAGUUUAAGAUUAAAAAAGGUAUAUAAAUUACGUUAACGUUUUUGUUUGAUAAAAAAAUCCACGAUUCUAAUAUUGUCUUAAUUAUAAUAUAAUGAUCAUGAAAUUAAUACUUUAUUGUGAUUGCUUUUCAUUUCAUUAAAUUAAUCGUUAAGAAAUCAUCAUGAAUACAUGCUCUUAUGUCUUAUGUUACUAGACUCUCGUUGUCGCUAUCCCAUUCCUCCAUGAUCCCUGCGCUUUCGCCAAGUUGCUGCACCAGUCGUAGACCACACAGUUCUUCAAUGUAAUUGCAAUCAUUAAUAGCCUGUAAAACAAAAUCCCACUUUCGUUUCUCCCAUUCACUUAUUACAUACUCGCUACAAGCGGAACAUUGCUGGUAGGCCUUACCAGAUAUCUUCAGUAAACUAAAGUCAUGCAGGAAACCACGAAUUUGAUGAGGCAAUUCGCCCAAGACCGUAGUUUCCGUGUUGGAGACAGGGGCAGCGACACUAAAAAAUGUUAAUGUUACAAGUUAGAUGCCUUUUAACAUACCCAUUGGGAUGCUGUAGCAGACUAACAAACAGUUCUACAGCUAUUGCAGUUGCAAUGUUGGUGCAUCCUGCGCGUGUUACUGUACACGUUUGAUCCAAGGUUCUAUCAACCACAGAAUUGGAUGGAGCAAAUACAUCAUUGCAAAAAUAGCAACCAAGGCGAUUUUCUCCUUGUGACAAGCUACCAUGUCUCAUAACAACCCAGCUAUCAAAUCCUAGCGCCGAAUUAAUUAAAAUCUUGUUCAUUGAUGUUGCCAUGACCGUUGGAAGCCAGCGUGAUUCCCUCGUAUCUGUCAAUAAGAAAAUAGCAUCGUGACUCG